GUCAUGGUACUCUUUUCAGCAGCCCUUUUGGCGGUUGUUCAAUUCCAGACUGUGGCCGCCAUUCGAUCCUUAACUAUCGACACUACCUCGGGGUCAGUGCAGGGCUUCAUAUGUGACAAAACACCGAAUGUUGCACAGUUCCUUGGCAUCCCGUUCGCAGAACCACCGGUAGGAGCGCGACGUUGGCUUCCACCAUCGCCAAAGUCUAGGGAGGAGGGCAAAAUCGAUGCAACAAGCUUCGGUCCUUCGUGUCCUCAAUUCGAAAUCGACGCGAGCGUCGAACCAUCUGUCUAUUUGAUCGACGCCCCCGAGUUUAACAUCACCCCGAAGGAUGAUCAAAAUGAAGACUGCUUGUCGAUCAACGUAUGGACGCCUUGGGAUGAGACGCAAAAUCAGGGCGAUGCAACCGAAUCGUUGCCGGUAAUUGUGUGGCUCUAUGGCGGAGGCUUCACUGGCGGAGGUGCAACGUCGCCCUAUUAUAAUCCAACUUCAUGGAUUGAGAGAAGCGGGAAACACAUUGUUGUCGGAAUCAACUACCGCGUUAACAUAUUUGGCUUUCCUAAUGCAGCAGGUCUUCCAGCCGGAGAACAAAACCUGGGCAUUCUGGACCAGCGCCUAGGUUUAGAAUGGAUUCGCGACAACAUCGCCAAGUUUGGCGGCGACCCUGAUCGCAUUACUCUCUGGGGUCAAUCAGCAGGUGCGAUGUCAGUCGACUACCACAACUUUGCGUAUCCAGAAGACCCGAUUGUCUCAGGUCUGAUUAUGAACUCUGGUGUUACAAAGCUACCCAAGAUCAGUGCCGAUGUUGAGCAAACAAACUUUACAUUUGUAGCGGAUCAUUUUGGAUGCUGUAAGGGUAGUGCUGCAGAGGAAGUCGAGUGUCUGCGAAACGUCAGUAGCUCGACCAUUAUGAGCUACUUGAAGGCUCGUGCCGAUAACCGCACGACGCCGUCCCUAGGCUUCAGCCAAUUCGUCGAUAAUCGCAUCAUAUUCGCAGAUUACACCGCUCGCGCUUUGGCCGGGAACUUCAGCCGCAAACCCGCCAUCAUCGGUAGCACCGAGAGCGAAGCCAACGGCGCUAUGCCCUACAAUCGCACAUAUGGCCCUAAUCAAGCACUAUCAGAUGCAUUGACUACAGCAUUCUUCCUCUGUCCGACCGUCCAAACAACGCAGGACCGUUACACAGCUAACGCGACCACCUUCCGCUAUAUCUAUAGUGGUAACUUUAGCAACAUCUCGCCACUGUGGUGGGAAGGCGCGUAUCAUGCAGCUGAACUGCCAUUGAUUUUCGGCACCUACGGAAUUGUAAGAGGCGAGGGCACAGAGCUUCAAAAGGAACUCAGCGAGAAAAUGCAGGAUUACUGGCUAGCAUUUGCGGAGGAUCCUGUUAACGGGUUGCCGAAGCUAGGAUGGGAGAGCUAUAAGCCGAGUGGCAACUUUGUGUUGUUCGGGAAAGACAAUCAAGCCGUGACAACUGUCCCAGCGAGUAAGUUGGAAGCUCCGUGUCAUGCGAAGCCAAGCGGGCUGCCUCUACCUGCGUAAGAUUGAUAUCUGUCGCUUCAAGCUCGUACAGGUAUUGCACUGAGGUCCCAAUGCCCAAAGCUCAAGAUUUCAACAUCAAAAAUCCCUCGUGUAUAUAGUUCUCCCAUGCUUAUACUUAUAUGUACUUCAUAAUAUAUCGUCACUCGUUUCUCGUCGCCAUCCUCAUAUCAGUCAACUAGCCGUAAACGGCCUGCCUAGUAUACCCCGGGAAUUGCUGCAACUGCUUCUGAUCAAUUGCCUUCAACUGUGGACAACCUAGUCCUCCUACCACCCUCCCAAUAACAUUCUUGAGCUGAUCGAGUGCGCCAAGAAGAAUAUCAGGCUUCGCUUGUGCAGAGAGCUGAUACACGAAACAGGCGAGGUUGUUCCCUUGUAGUAAAGUUCCUGAGUUGAACACCCCCC
Molecule: messenger RNA, 1944 nt
Organism: Cucurbitaria berberidis CBS 394.84
Lineage: Eukaryota; Fungi; Ascomycota; Dothideomycetes; Pleosporales; Cucurbitariaceae
Product: alpha/beta-hydrolase
Exons: 2
Coding region: 4-1542 (512 amino acids)
Source: RefSeq, a predicted model, not a curated record